GAUAGAUGAGCAGAUAAGAGUGCUUUGAAAAGGAGGCACGCUUACAACCCUCUUUUGCUUUGCUGCAGAGUCAGAAACCCCGAGCCUACCUCGGUCACCACCUGUGUUCACCCUCAUUACCACGAGUGGCAGCACCACCAUGACUUUCAACGGAAACUGGAAAGUGGACCGCAACGACAACUAUGACAAGUUCAUGGAGCAAAUGGGUAUCAACAUGGUGAAAAGGAAGCUUGCGGCCCACGACAAUCUAAAAAUUACCAUCGAGCAGAACGGAGACAAGUUCCACGUGAAGGAGAGCAGCAAUUUCCGCACCCUGGAUAUCGACUUCACCCUGGGGGUCAACUUCGAGUACAGCCUGGCUGACGGCACCGAAGUCUCUGGCUCAUGGGUGCUGGAGGGUGACACGCUGAAGGGCACCUUCCACAGGAAAGACAACGGCAAGCAGCUAACAACCACAAGAAUUGUGCAAGGAGAUGAGCUCAUACAGAGCUACAGCUAUGACGGCGUGGAUGCUAAAAGGAUUUUCAAGAGGGCUUAGUUUGAGUGAACCUUGCCAGGGGGUUACAGACAAUUUUGUGUGACUUACCGCAUAACUUGUACAAAGUGCACUGUGUGACAUGCCUCAGGUAUGUACGCCCACCCCCACCUCCCAGAAAACAAAAACAUUAAAUUAAUUGCACUGGA
This is a messenger RNA of Hippocampus zosterae (dwarf seahorse), 684 nucleotides long. RefSeq names its product fatty acid binding protein 2, intestinal (gene fabp2). Gene Ontology annotation, biological process: fatty acid transport. Bases 140 to 538 code for a protein of 132 amino acids. Lineage: Eukaryota; Metazoa; Chordata; Actinopteri; Syngnathiformes; Syngnathidae. The record is from RefSeq and is a predicted model, not a curated record. Gene Ontology annotation, molecular function: fatty acid binding. The transcript is spliced from 4 exons. Gene Ontology annotation, cellular component: nucleus; cytosol.